Molecule: messenger RNA, 893 nt
Organism: Emiliania huxleyi CCMP1516
Lineage: Eukaryota; Haptophyta; Isochrysidales; Noelaerhabdaceae
Exons: 6
Coding region: 58-651 (197 amino acids)
Source: RefSeq, a predicted model, not a curated record
CCGAAAGUGUUGCGGCGAGGGACAUCAGGGAGACUGCGGCCGGCGCGUGCGGCAGCUAUGUCGUUGAGGCACCUCAUGGGCGAGGUCGCCUCUGGCGACGUGGUUGGCAAGCUCAAGGCCGCCGAGGCCAAAUGGCUCGCGCUCACGCCGCACCUCGCCGAGAGCCUCAAGCCGAUUGCGGCCCAGGCGACCAAGGUGCGCGAGACGUACGAGGCAUUCGCCGCAGCGCAGCCCGAGCUGCUCAAGUCCAUCAUCGGCCGCGUCGAGAAGGACCCGCUCUGCACCGGAGUCGUGCCGACGGUGGCCGCGGCGCGCGACCCGAGCCAGUGCAAGUACACGGUCGAAGGGACGCUGGUGCACGACAUUAUGACCAACGUGAAGCUCCUCGAGCGGCGCGAGGCGUCCGCCUAUGACGGCCUCGAGUAUAAGCUGACCGAGGCGGAGAAGAAGAGCAUCAUCACAAACUCGGUCGCCUUCCUCUCGUCGCAAAACACAAAGGUGCUUGCCGGCCUCAAAGAGUCGCUGCCAGCGGAGAAGGUCAAGGAGCUGGAGGCGGAGGUGGCGUCGAGCAUGGCGAAGGCGGUCGCCUCCGUCAAACCCUCUGACCUGCCAGACUCGAUGCCCUUCAAGGAUGUGCUCAAAAUGCACUAACUUGGCUUCAACUUUUGCGCACGGCGAGGCUGUGGAACUUGCUCUAUCAUGGGGGAGAGGUGUGUAGUCUGAACCUUGAGAGCGCACGCCAGUGCGGUGUGGCGGCUCGUGAUGGAGGGGAGAGGUGCGGUCCGGUUAGUCCACAGCGCACAUCUCCAGACACCAGAGACCCUGGGGCUCGUGGCUGCGCCACAAUACGUAGCAACGUAGGGAAUACACGGUGAAAAAAAUUACGACAACGC